AUGAGAGAGGGGUGGGCGCGCCGGGGGACACAAGACACCUACGGCCCUGCGGCCACGCAAGUACGUGCCUCCAGCAACGACUGUGCCGUCCGCCCGAGGCCUCCCGCUUUCACGCAAGCCUCCUUUCUGGUUGGAAUCUACGAACUGUUCAUCACCAGCCUCUUUCCCUGGCUCGCGUGCACCAACAGCUGGACCAAACCCGCAGGCUUCAUAACUCCCGCCUGCCCGGACAAAGAAACCACGUGGGCUGUUUCCCAACCCAAAGCCCUUCUCCAUCCUCUACGCUCCUCCAAACUACGCCGCGCCCCACGCUGCGUCUCAGACCGACGCUGCGUCUCAAGCUACGCCGCGCCCCACGCUGCGUCUCAGACCGACGCUGCGUCUCAAGCUACGCCGCGCCCCACGCUGCGUCUCAAACCGACGCUGUGUCUCAAGCUACGCCGCGCCCUGCGCUGCGUCUCCCGCGCUGCGUCUCCCACGCUGCGUCUCUCACGCUGCGUCUCUCACGCUGCGUCUCCUACGCUGCGUCUCAAGCUACGCCGCGCCCCACGCUGCGUCUCAGACCGACGCUGCGUCUCAAGCUACGCCGCGCCCCACGCUGCGUCUCAGACCGACGCUGCGUCUCAAGCUACGCCGCGCCCCACGCUGCGUCUCAAACCGACGCUGCGUCUCUCACGCUGCGUCUCUCACGCUGCGUCUCUCAGGCCGGGGCCACACCGCCUGCGUGCGAAGCGCUGCGUAGCUGGCAACCGUUGA
Messenger RNA from Knipowitschia caucasica, 756 nucleotides. The record is from the annotation of a GenBank genome assembly. NCBI's taxonomy places the organism in Eukaryota, Metazoa, Chordata, Actinopteri, Gobiiformes, Gobiidae.